AUGGAUGAGGGACCAGUGUCAGGAGGCAGGGGGCCCGGUGCCAAAGGUGUCGGCCGCUCAGGUGUCACCAGCUGGCCGUGUGAAGAGAGAGCAGAGAACAGGAGAUCAACAGCUGUGCAGGUAUCAGAUCACCUAGUGGAAAGACACAUUCAGCUCCGUACGCGGACGAGACAACAGGAAUCAAUGAGAAGAACCAGGAGACACAGCCAGACUCUCCUCCAGGAUCUCUGUUAUAGAGGGGUCCAUGGAGGAGACAGAGAUACUCCUAUCCCAGCUCAGCCUGGCAGAGACGCUAAAAUGAUCCACUCCAUUGCCAGUCUGAUCAGAGCCAAGAGCAAACUCCUCCUCCUUGAAAAUCCUGACACUGUGGAGAUCUAUAAGCUGGAUGAUUCAACGACCCGUCCUGGAAGAACUGCUAAAGACGAUGUUUACCUCCCAGCAAUCACAGCAAAGGCAUCAAGCCUCACCUCACUGAGAGGUGCUCUGAGUCAGUCCUGUCCUUACCUGUAUGACAAAAGAAGAGGAUCUUUCUCCUCAGUGACCUCUCAGAGAACUGGAGCUCUCCCUAAAAGACAGAGUACCCUGAAGGCACAAAAAGAGGCAAAGAAAUCCAACGUUACUGUAACAAUGACCUACCUGGGACAAGGUCGUCGGGGGUCGGGGCUGGGGUCGACCCAGGAUGAGCUGAAGGUGCUCCAGCAAGUCAACGGAGGGGAGAAUAUCUGUGUCUUCAAAGGCUUGGUGACGCCAGGAGAGCAGUUCCACUUUGUCUCUCAGAGACACAGAGGUUUCCCCUUCAGCGCCACUUUGUACGUUAACGGCAUCAUGGUGGCCAGAAUCAGUUCCUGCUGCGAGUACCGCUACGCUCCCGGCUUCCAGCAGGGCAGGAAGAGCUGCUUCAGAUUGGCUUGGCUCGCUGGUGGGAUACCCUGCUACAGAUGUACAAGUCUCCGAAACAAAUACAGCUCCUGCCAGCAGCUGAACAACGGCACAAAAGAGAACUUAAUUCUCCCUCCAGAGCCGGGCCCUGGCAAUGGCACCAUCGAGUCAUGUCCGUCAUCCCCUCUGUUUAUCCCAGCCAAACCAGAGAAGAAAUCAACAAGGAGGUCAAGAAAACACAUCAAGGAAGGCGGCGGAGGAUCCACAGACAGCGAAGACCCCGCUGUUGCAGGGAUUAAAGAGACCUCCAAGAAGAAACGACGCAAGGGUCAAACUAAUCAGAAAGAGAGCAAAGGCAAGACAGCCGGAAAUAAGAGGGAAGAGGGACGGGACAAAAAGGGCUCGGAGGUCUCGCGGAGGUCAACGGUGACAGAAAAAUGUGAAGCCAGAGUGUCGUCUGCCACACAAGAGCAGCAACAGCAGAAAACAACCAGAGAUGUCACGGCACUGCAGACAGAGCAGCCGCGAUCCAACAAGACAAGCAAAGUUCUCGAUUCAUUGCAGGAUGAGGAAGCACUGACUAAGCAGAAUGGAGAGGAACAGAAGGAACCGGGAUCAAAUGGGAAAAACAGAGAUGGGGAAAGACUGAAGGACUUCUAUGAAGAAUGUGUGGAAAUGAGCGCUGCGCUGGAGCGGGGCCCAAACAAACAUAACUGGUUCAAGGCAAACAUCCUGGAGAGGUGCCGGCUCCAAAAGAGGCUGUCAUCGUGCCCCAAAGCUCCAGGCUCAGAUGUGGAGUGCAGUGCAGAAAGUGACACGGUCCUGCAGCCUGAUGGAGAGCCAGAGGAAGAAGAGGACACGGCCAGCCAGAGUGCUGGCAAAGAAGAGCCUGUGAAAGAACAAGACCUGCAGGCGCAGCUGGACGCCAUGAUGACGGUGCUGAGCACAUCAGAUGAGGUGGAGCAGCUGGUUCUGAGGAACACAGAUCUGACAGACGACCUUCUGCUGAGCCUGGCGGGGGCCCUGAAGAGCAGCCCGUCCGAGGUCACGCUGCUCAACCUCAACCUCAACCUCAUUGGCCCGUACGGUGCUCACAUCCUGCUGGACGUUCUGAGAGUGAAGCCUCAGGUCAGAGGCUUACACCUGUUUGGAAACAAACUGCGUGACCAUGGAGUGCUGACCUUGCUGAAUGGAAUAGCUGAGCUACAGGAGCAAACGGCGAGAACUGCUGCUGCCAUCCAACAGGCCACGCUCUUCCCUUCGGAGCAGAACAUGCUGCUGCAGCUCCCCACCGGGUGGAACUCUUUCAGGGUUUUUGCGCUUCUAGAGCUGGAUAUCGGGGGAAAUGGCUUGAGCAGUGACGGGGUGAAAGUGCUAGCAUCGUACAUGAGGCACCACUCGUAUCUUCAGUAUUUGGGGCUGGCGCAGACUAGUGGCGCUGAUCUGGCGGCGUGGAAGGAACUUUUCGACAGCCUGAGAGGAAACGGCUCACUGACUCAGAUUAUCUUAGAUGAGAACAACUUGGGGGACCCGGGUGUCAGGCUGCUGGCCGACAUGCUCAAAGAGAAUGUGAGUCUGCAGCAGGUGGAUCUGGACAGAAACGGCAUCAGUGACGUAGGAGGAAAUGACAUCAUGGGGGCGUUGCUUUGCAGGACGCAGUUCCCGCUAAGGCAUCUGAGCCUUCAGGAGAACAACAUCAGUGUGGGACUAAUGAGUAGGAUACAGGAGGAGCUCUGCAAAAGUCUGGUGUACCCCACCUCUCGCCUGAUGUCAGCUGGGAUCAGCUCCAGCUCUCCUGUGACCUCUGAAUAG
Epinephelus moara (kelp grouper) is the source of this 2691-nucleotide messenger RNA. RefSeq lists its product as uncharacterized. Lineage: Eukaryota; Metazoa; Chordata; Actinopteri; Perciformes; Serranidae. The record is from RefSeq and is a predicted model, not a curated record. Gene Ontology annotation, molecular function: protein binding. The transcript has 13 exons. The coding region runs from base 1 to 2691 and encodes 896 amino acids.